AUGUCUAAGUCAGAGAAAUCCGCCGUCAUCUCUACUCAUAGGGAUUCCGUAUCCGUCAUACACCCAACAAAUGGAACUGCCCAGGUGAAAAAGAGGUUCAAUUUCUGGACGGCCUUUAGCGUCGCCGUCUGCACCUCCGGAGCGUGGGAAGGCUGGACGGCCUCUAUCGCCCAAGGUAUCGCGGGUGGCGGUUCCGUGGGUCUCGUCUGGGGUUGGGUGUUUGUCUCCGUCGGAAUCACCUGCAUGGCUUGUGCCCUGGCAGAGUUCGUCAGUAUGUGGCCAUCCGCUGGAGGACAGUAUGUUUGGUCCGCCAAUCUUGCUCCUCCCAAGUACUCUCGAAUCCUGAGCUGGACUACAGCCUGGUUUGGUCUUGCCGGCCUUUGGCUCGCGGCCUUGUCUUGUGGUAUUGGAGUUGCAGUUCAGAUCCAGUCGUACGUAAUAGUCAACAGAGAAUACGAACCCAAGACCUGGCAUGCGUUUGUGAUCUGCAUUGCUUGCAUGUUCUGUUGGAUAAUAGUCAACAUUUUCGCUGUCAAAACGCUUCAUUAUAUGAAUAUGACGAUCCUUGUGCUCCACGUUGUCGGGUAUUUCGUCGUCAUCGGCAUAUUGACUGGUUUCACGGAGGAGAAGCAUGACGCCAAAUACAUCUUCACCCACUUCCAAAACAGCACCGGUUGGGACAGUGAUUUUGUAUCUUGGUCCAUAGGACUCCUUGCCGCUCUUUACGCCUAUCUUUCUAUAGACACGGCAAUCCACUUCAGCGAGGAAAUUCCCCGAGCAAAUGUCCUCGUUCCAAGAGCCAUGGUUUUGCAAGCUGGUAGCACUGCGUUGAUGACUUUUCCGUUCAUCGUCGUUGCCAUCCUUUGCAUCGGCGAUAUCGACGCGGUUCUCGGUUCUCCCAUCGGCUUGAUGAGCCCGUUCACGCAGAUCCUGAUCAAUAGCACGGGAAACGUCCCCUUGUCCACCUUUCUCAAUUGCAUAAGCACAACUGUGGCGAUGGCAGCCGGCUUUGAUCUCUGGGGUGCCGCAUCUCGGGCCAUAUGGAGUAUGGCUCGCGAUAACGCCCUCCCCCCGGCCAUGGCGAAGCUCCACCCUCGCUGGGGCGUUCCGGUUCUCGCCAAUCUCAUUUUAAUCGUGCCCUCUAUCGCGGUUUUCCUGAUUUACAUUUGGAAUACUACGGCAUUCUACGGCAUCAUGGCGGGUGUCCUCGUCGCGUUCCAGCUUUCCUAUGUGGUUCCGCUCGGCAUAAACAUCUUUUACACAGCCUGGUGGAAGAAGGAUCUUGUGAAAGGACCGUUCAACAUGGGGAAAUUCGCCUUGCCAGUCCACAUCAUCGGCUUUUUGUUUGGCUGUUUCAUGGUCUUGUUCAUGUCAUUCCCCGUUAAUAGUCCGGUCAACGCUACCAAUAUGAACUAUGCGGCGACAAUUCUCGGUGCCGUGUUUAUACUAUCUAUGGUACUUUGGGUAUUUUAUGGGAGAAAACACUACUACGGUCCUCUCGAGUUUGCUGCGACUGAACCGAUGUCAAUGUCGGUCGAGGGGGAGGUCACUAGUGAUUCGAAGAAUGGCGAUUGGGUUUGA
Molecule: messenger RNA, 1581 nt
Organism: Scedosporium apiospermum
Lineage: Eukaryota; Fungi; Ascomycota; Sordariomycetes; Microascales; Microascaceae
Exons: 8
Coding region: 1-1581 (526 amino acids)
Biological process (GO): transmembrane transport
Cellular component (GO): membrane
Molecular function (GO): transmembrane transporter activity
Source: RefSeq, a predicted model, not a curated record